UAUAUUUCUAUAAAUCUCAUCAUCUAAUUUCAUCCGAUCCCACAAUCAAUAAUCGAACAACAUCAAAUAACCAAAUUCAGAAGAUAAAAUCGAUCCAUAUGUCGAUUCAUAUUGACGAAACCAUCACAAUCCGUGAUGUUUGGUCCCAAAACCUAGAAUCCGAGUUCAAAUUGAUCAGAUCCGUCAUCGAUCAGUACUCUUACAUCUCCAUGGAUACGGAAUUUCCCGGCGUCGUAUACAGUCAAUCUGUAGAUCCAUCGAAACCGUAUAUGCAUCGCCGGCCGUCUGAUAGUUACAAGCUUUUGAAGUCAAACGUCGAUGUUUUGAACCUUAUCCAGCUCGGUCUCACACUCACUGACGCCUCCGGCAACCUUCCAUGUGACGGUGAGACUCACCGGCGUUUUAUCUGGCAGUUUAAUUUCAAUGAUUUUGAUUUGGCUUGUGAUCUGUACGCACCUGAAUCGAUUGAGUUGUUGAAACGGCAAGGGAUUGAUUUCGAUCGGAAUCGGAUUGAAGGUAUCGACUCGGUCCGAUUUGCUGAGUUGAUGAUGUCAUCAGGUCUGGUUUGUAAUGACUCAGUGAGUUGGGUGACGUUUCACAGCGCGUACGAUUUCGGUUAUUUGUUGAAGAUCCUCACGCGCCGGGAGUUGCCACGUGGUUUGCACGAGUUUUUGGAGGCUUUAAAGGUGUUCUUCGGCGAUGACGUGUACGACGUAAAGCAUUUGAUGAAGUUCUGCCGGAAAAACUUGUACGGCGGGUUGGACCGGGUGGCGAGUAUUUUAGAAGUGAACCGGGUUGUUGGAAAAUGCCACCAGGCCGGUUCAGAUAGUUUGCUGACAUGGCACGCGUUUCAAAAAAUGAGAGACGUGUACUUCGUCGACGUUGGGACGGAAAACUACGCCGGCGUUUUGUAUGGAUUGGAGGUUUAUUAGGACUUGAAAAUAUUGGUUUAGUAAGGGCAAAUCCGUAAAUUAAUCUAAUUAAAAAUUAUUUAAUUUUAAUUUACAUUUUCUAAUCAAGAAAUCUAUUCGUUUGAGAAACUUUACUUCUUCAUAUUGAGAUAUUUUCUAAACACAUGGUCUUUGCAUCAGUUUGUACACACCUCGACUAAUUCUGAUGACCUGUAAAACAGAAGGAAAAACUAUAGUGACUUUGCAAGACUCGAGCCGGUGUAUUAUGAGAAAAAUCCUGAAGUUAUGCAUUUUAAUCAUAACUUUACUACUACUUGGGUUGUAAUGAACCGUUAAACCACAGAGGAUAUAGUGAAAAAUCUCAUUUUCAAAGUCGUUGCAGCUAUGGAGGUUCAAUAGCCAUGACUCUAGACCAUAUGUGGUUGCUCGAGGGAGCAGUUGGUGCACGAAAACUAGCCUGAAAACCUGCGGUUACCAAGAAAAAACUUUAUACCCUAAUCCAAACGAGAUGUCGUAAAUAUGUUAUAUUUGAUGUUUAUCUUUAAAAUUCUUUGCGGUUUUGCUGCAUAAAAUCCUUUCAACGAAAAUGUUUCUCUUGGAUC
This is a messenger RNA of Cynara cardunculus var. scolymus (artichoke), 1513 nucleotides long. RefSeq names its product probable CCR4-associated factor 1 homolog 11. The record is from RefSeq and is a predicted model, not a curated record. Gene Ontology annotation, molecular function: poly(A)-specific ribonuclease activity; nucleic acid binding. The transcript has a single exon. NCBI's taxonomy places the organism in Eukaryota, Viridiplantae, Streptophyta, Magnoliopsida, Asterales, Asteraceae. Gene Ontology annotation, cellular component: CCR4-NOT complex; P-body; CCR4-NOT core complex. Bases 99 to 932 code for a protein of 277 amino acids.